AUGCAAACGGCAGCCGAUGAUUUCAGAUCGCGUAUAGAAGGCCUAUUACACACCAGGAAACCAAAUAUGCCAUUCUACUCCUCUGUAACUGGAGCAAAGCACACGGACAUAUCCCAUUCAUACUGGGUAGAUAAUGUCGUGUCGCCCGUUUUGUUUAGCACAGCAGUUCAAUCAGUGCUAGAUGAUUUCAAAUCACCAGUCUUUGUCGAACUUGGCCCGCAUUCCGCCCUCGCUGGGCCGAUCCGCCAGAUACUGCAGCUUAAGAAGAGAACAGCUCAUUAUAUCCCGACAUUAGUGCGUAAUCAGGACGCAGUGUCUUCUGUUCUCAAGACAGCUGGUGAGCUUUGGCUAGCCGGUACGAACAUCGACGUUACGAUAGUCAACCCUCCAGGCGAGUUUCUGACAGACCUGCCAACAUACCCAUGGCACUAUGACAAGGAGUAUUGGCUCGAGAGUAGGCUUUCACGCAGUUGGCGUUUCAGGAAGUUCCCUCAUCACGAACUUCUUGGUUCUCGGGUCGAGGAAAUUUCGGACGCGUGCCCGGCCUGGAGAUGCAAUAUGCGCGUCGACGACGUCCCGUGGCUACGGGAUCAUGUCGUCAGAAACGAGAUUGUUUUCCCCGCAACGGGGUUCAUUUCAAUGAUCGGAGAGGCUUUGAGGCAGCUUACAGGGUCUGUUGAGUUUACCCUUAAUCAGGUUUCCUUCGAGUCCGCUUUGGUACUCAGCGGUGAGCCGGUCGAACUGGUGACGGUUCUUAACCCAGCAAAGCCUAGGGCCUUGGGCCAAGCGGUUUGCUACAAUUUUUCUAUAUCUUCACUAACCGAAGGGAGCGAAGUCUGGGUUAAGCAUGUUUUCGGCUUGUGCAGAGCGGGUUCGGGGCAGAAACGUCUCCCCCCAAGCAUGCCUACCCUACCACGCCAAGUCUCUGAAACUUCGUUCUAUAACAACUGGAAAAGAUUCGGCUUGAACUAUGGCACCACGUUCCGUGGUAUUUCCAGUAUCUACUCACACGUCACUGAAGCGAGAGCUGUUGCAACGCUCGAUCAUAAGCUCUCGACCUAUAGCAACGCAAUUUAUGCGGUUCAUCCAGCAACAUUAGACACGAGCAUGCAUGUGGCCAUGAUCGCUAGCUGCCAAGGUCUUGCUAGAAAUUUCAGGGAGUUGGUGGUGCCAACUUAUAUUCACGAGGUGUUCGUCGGAAAGGCUACUGGGUCCAUUCAAGUCAUCGCCAGCACUGAGACCCUAGACCAGGUUGCUCCUGUAACUAAGGUCGUUGGGGUCUGUGAGGGACGAACAGUCGUUGACAUCUCUGGGUUACAAGUCAACGCUCUUGAAAACAGCCCCAACAACGAAAAGGACGACUCCCACGCCGGUGUUGUCCUGGAGUGGAAGCCCGAUAUCGACUUCGUCAGCCCCUCGCAACUAUUGCGCAAGCGGCAGGCAGAUGCAAACGCCCAUGUGUUGGAUGGUUUGGUACUGGCCUGUAUCGUUGAUCUGAGGGCUCAGCUCCAGUUCCUCCCGGCUACAGAACCUCAUCUAGUUGAGUUCAAAAGCUGGCUUGACACUUCGUAUAGGGAGGCCAUGACCGGACAGUACCCCGAAGUUAUGAACGCAUUCGAAGUCGCGACAAUGAGCCACAAGACAAGGCAUGGAUUCAUAUCAAAACUGUUCGAGUUUUGUAGGGGCACUGCCCUCUCAGACAUUGCCCAUGCAGUCUGCCGCGCUCACAUAUUCAGCGCAGGUUGCUUUUCGGGCUCCUCGUACGCAAAGAAGACACUAACGCAGCCUGACCAUCUAACUGGAUGUCUCAAGUUCAUUGACGACGUGGACUUUUCAGAUUUUCUUCGACUCUUAGGACACAAGAAACCAAACAUGAGUAUUUUGCACAUCGAUCCCGCAGCAGAGACUGCCGAUGUAUCAUCAACGCUUUUCCCUCCAGGAGGCAAGCGUGCCUAUGGCACCUACACCUACACCGGCGUCCUCACCAAGCCAACAGUACUGAUGGAUAGGCGGUUCAAACCAGCACCAGAUGCCCACUACAAACAAUUAUUUAUUGAGGAGGACCCCAUUCCCCAGGGAUUUGCUGAGGAAUCUUUCGAUCUCAUUAUCUCUCAACGAACCAUAUCGUCUUUCUCAAUGUCCUCAAUAAUCAACAUGCGGAGGCUUCUGAAACCUCGAGGCCGCUUGAUUCUUCACUAUUCCAACCCUGUCUCCAAGGCUCUCCAGCUCGCUUUUGGUCUUGUUCCCGAAAUGGGUCUCGGAUCUGAGUCACAAUCAAGCCUGGGGGCCUUGCAGAAUCAGUUAAGUCGUGCCGGGUUCGACGACGCCUCGACUUUUACACUCACCGGAGAACAUGGCAAAGUCACUGUUGCCACGCCUUGCCAAUAUUUCUCAAAGCCUGUGAAAGCAAGCGUCGUCUGUCAAGACCCCGAACAUCCGGUUGUUUCUGACGCAGUGAAGCUAUUGCAGUCCCGAGGUUUUUCUCUACAGUACUUUUCUCCUGGAAAAGAGCUUCCUUGGGGUCAACCCAUCUUGUGGCUGUUGGACCUGGAAUCUCCCUUCUUUCACAACAUGGGCGCCACGCAAUGGAACGACUUGAAGAAAUCUCUAUUGUCAGCACAAGACGAGAAAAUGCUCUGGGUUACGGGUGCCUCUCAAAUCCACUGCGAAGCUCCGAAUUACUCUUUAACAUUGGGUGCCGCUCGCAGCGUGCGAAGAGAGUUGGCGAUGGACCUGGCUACCAUCGAGUUGGAGUCUUUUGACGCUCUUGGAUGGGGUGCUGUUGCCACUGUGCUCGAAUCCUUUGGAGGGCGCAUCGGCGGUGGUGAGGUUGAGCCAGAUUCUGAAUAUGUCUUCGCCAAUGGAUCAAUCCAGAUUUGUCGGUUUCACUCGACCAAGGUCAAGGAAGAAUUGAGCGAGCGGCGCGGCAACGUCCCGAAAAGCUUAAACAUCACUAAGCCUGGAGCCUUACAGACAUUGAGAUGGGAAGAAGCCGACCCUGUUGCUUUGAGUGGAGAUAACCUUCAAGUUGAGGUGAAAGCUGUUGGGCUCAACACUAAGGAUCUAAACGUUUCGCUGAGUACCACUUCAAGUGAUAGCAGAAUCUCUAACAUCUUUGGACUUGAGGGUAGUGGCAUUGUUACAGGUAUGGGACCUAAUGCCAACCAAUUUCGAAUCGGUGACCGGGUUGCCUUCAAUAACCGCGGCGCUCUAUCUACCUCAGUCAUAUUGCCAGAGUCAUUAUGUACAGAGAUCCCAGAUGCAGUGAGCUUCGAGGAUGCUGCCUCAACACCGUACUCGUUUGGCAUAGCUCUACAUGGACUGAUGGAACUUGGAAAAUUGAAAAAGGGCCAAUCCGUAUUGAUCCAUUCAGCUUCUGAUGCUCUUGGAUCCGCUGCAAUCCAGGUGGCUCGACUGAUUGGUGCCGAGAUUCUUUGUACGGUUGAGACUUCGGAACAGGCGAGGCAUCUCACAGAUCUGUAUGAGAUCCCCAAGGGCCUUAUAUUCAGCUGCAAGGACACUUCUUUCUUGGAAGAAAUCUUGAAGCUGAAGGGUGGGGUCGACAUUGUGUUCCACACCCUACCUGGAUUCAUCCAAGAGUCCUGGAAUUGUGUCUCACCACUUGGGACCAUGAUACACGUUGUCCAAGAUAAGGCCUGCAAAACAAACCAUCUUCAGAUAAACCAUAUAUGCGGUAAUCGAACUUUCGUAAGUAUAGAUUUUGAAGAUCUGAGGACUCAUCGUCCGCGAGAAUGCACCCGGCUCUUGGAACAAGCCUUCACACUCAACAAGUUUGGCUUGAACAAACCAGCCCCAACAAUUAGGACCUUCCCAGCUUCCGAUGUGGCGUUAGCAUUCCAACAUCUCCGAUCCGACAAACGCAUUGGGCGGGUUGUCGUAACCAUGCCUCACAAGAGCGGGGAGCUUCAAGCACGUCCCUUGCAAACACAAAUGGUUCUCCGUCCGGACAGAGCCUACAUCAUUGUUGGCGGUGUCGGAGGCUUGGGCCAAGCUACUGCUCGGUUUCUUGUUGAGAGGGGAGCUCGAAACCUAAUAUUCUUCUCGAGGUCGGCUGAGGAAAUCGCCAAAACUCAACCAGGAUACUUCAAGGAGCUCGAAUAUCUUGGUUGCAAGGUUCAAGUCAUUUCUGGCAGCGUUGAUGAAAUGGCUGAUGUGGUAAAGAUGGUGGACUCUUCGACGGCUCCGGUUGCUGGGGUCUUACACGCAGCUAUGGUUCUCCAGGACAUGAACUUCGCCGACAUGACUUUCGAGCAAUGGCGAGCCACAGUGUCCCCUAAGGUUCAGGGAACAUGGAAUCUCCACUACGCUCUUCAGGCGCAAAGGGAACCGCUUGACUUCUUCUUUCUCUUCAGUUCUCUGUCAGGACUUGGCGGUCAGAUUGGCCAGGCCAACUAUGCCGCCGGUAAUACUUUCUUGGACGCCUUCGUGCAAUACCGACAUUCUCAGGGUCUCGCAUGUUCUGUUCUUGAUAUCGGAAUCAUGGAAGACAUUGGCGUCCUUGCAAGAGAGAACAAUCGUUUGGAAGCCCUCCGCACAAUCUCACAACACUGCCUCCAUGAGCAGGAUUUGCUCGAUGCUAUGGAGUUGAUGAUUCAGCGGUCCGACGGCAGUCGUGAUAUAGGAAUGAAACAAGAGAGGGGCCUGGCCCAGGUCAACUUGCAAUCGGCAUGCGGCCGUCCCCUUCCGCCAACAGGACUGGGUGGCAGCGAGAUCCACGCACUUUGUGUCUUGCGAAUGCAACAUCUACCCGACAGCUUCAUGAUCAGCACGAGACGUGCAGUUCUUUGA
Molecule: messenger RNA, 4809 nt
Organism: Colletotrichum spaethianum
Lineage: Eukaryota; Fungi; Ascomycota; Sordariomycetes; Glomerellales; Glomerellaceae
Product: highly reducing polyketide synthase gloL
Exons: 7
Coding region: 1-4809 (1602 amino acids)
Biological process (GO): secondary metabolite biosynthetic process; fatty acid biosynthetic process
Molecular function (GO): oxidoreductase activity; fatty acid synthase activity
Source: RefSeq, a predicted model, not a curated record